ACUGCAAAUAUGGCUGCGAAGUAAGCGGCCCUAGCGCCACGGAAAGGUUCUCACUCUGAAGUGCCAUGAAACUCGAACUCGUGGAAGAAUCCAGCGUAAUGAUAGUGAUUUGUGGUUGUAUCGGUUGUUUCACGUUGUGGCCGUAGGUGUCUCGUGAGGUAAGCCGAGAUGGGUAGUAGAAAGUUGCUGCUGUAUUCAAAUAUUAGCAAAGUUUUAGGAUAGUGGAAUUAAACAAAUAAAAAAUGCUGCUCCGCCGUAAAAUUCCAUCGGAGAGCGAUGCAAGCGCGCAGGCUAGUGCUAAUGGUGACGCAGCCCAAGAGAAGUCUGAGAGCGAACUAGAAGAUUGUCAACGUCUCUGUGCUUCAGGUUCAGGGGUGUCAUCAAAGCCCAAAAUGAAGACAAACUUUUUUAAAUCGCUGCGCGAACACUGGCGGAAGCGAAAAACGAAACUUGCCGUGCAGAAUGGUGUCGAUGUAUCUUCGGGGCCUCCAGAGCCAGGCAGUCGAAAACGAGAUGUGACCGUCUACUGCCCGGGGUCGUCGUCGUUAGCUGCGUCCAACUCGCACGGAGAUUCGCCUAAUGACGCCAACGACAAUUACGUGCGUGCCGGUGUUGGUUCGAAUGGCGAACGUGUGUGCAGUGAUGCUGUCGGCGAAACAUCGCAUCAUGAUCUGCCCUCAUCUUCAUCGUUCACGGUCCCUUCUGUGCAUGUCUAUCAACCCGAGUCGUCAAUCGUGGAAGGACCCCAGGUUCCUUCUAGGCAGCCCCUGCUCGACGCCACCCCGUCAGGGUUUGUCUCGGUGUUUCCGGGACCCGAUGGCCGAGAAGACUUAAGGAUCAGUAGUCUCAGUGAAGAAUUGUUCAAGUUAUCUAAGCACGGUUGGUACUGGGGGCCCAUCACGCGAGGCGAAGCCGAAGAGAAGCUCGCUGACCAGCCUGAUGGUGCUUUCCUUGUACGAGACAGCUCUGACGACAGAUACCUGCUGAGUCUUACGUUCAAAUCAUACGGCAAGACGUUGCAUACGAGGAUUGAGCACUGUAAUGGUCUGUUCAGCUUUUAUGCUCAAUCUGGACCUGAGGGACGUGCCUGCAUUGUUGAUCUUAUUCAAGAGUCCAUGAACUAUUCUCAGUCAGGCGUGUUCUGCUACUCACGGGGUCGGAGCCCUGGUGUUCCCUCUUUCCCAGUGCGUCUCAUUAAGCCUGUUUCUCGACUUACUCAUGUGCGGUCCUUGCAAUACCUUUGUCGCUUUGUGAUCCGGCAGUAUACACGCUUUGACCACAUUCAAAGACUUCCACUACCGUCCCGUAUUAAGGGAUACCUUGAAGAGGGUCACUAUUGAAAGCUACAAGUUUAAUCUACAUCUCCAGAAGCCCCAGCAUCACGGCAUGUCUACCACCAACACCGUUAUUCUGUAAAAGAGGCUUGUACAUUGCUCGAACCUGUUUUGGUGUACACCCUGUCAUGGCAUGGUGAUUUAGCCACAUUGUAAAGGCGUGCAGAUUGUGCUCAUAAACAGUUAUUACGUAUCAACAUGCGUCCACUUGCAUCACACUGCCUAAAGUGGUGUCUGUUACUCUAGAGAUUUUGUUUACGAAAUAUGAGGGAAGUGCCCAAAUAGUAAAGCUUUAUAUUGUGCUCAAUGUAGUUUCUUGAGCCACAAGGUUGAGUAGAGCUAGAAUUGACAUAUCAGCAAGAUUCAUUAGAGGCUGCAUAUGCCCGUUUCGUGUGUUGCCUUGUAUAUACAUAUUUUUGUUAGUUCAAAUAGCACUGAUACUGUGCUCAAAGGAUGUGUUACUUGAAUGGUCAUGCUUCUGAGUGCAUAAAUUUAUAUACAUAGCAUGUUACUGCAGAAGUUAUUGCCCAGAUAUUGCAGGCUCUCGGUUAUGCAAGCAUAACAUUGUUAUGUUAGCAUUAUUGAUACAAUUGAAGUUUCUGUAAAUACUUAUGUUCUCACUCGGCUUUUUUUUAUUUUCCUACACAUUUUCAUUGCUACUAAAGAAUGUGACUUCUUAGGACAGCUCUGCAUAGAGAUAAAGGGUUGUUCUUCCUAGUGUUUGAGCAGAUGCUACUUGGAGGAGUUCAGAAGUCUCAGAAAUACUGAUAACUUGCUUUGCCACAAAGUCUAACACUAUAAACAAGAUCAUAGUCUUAGUUUGUGCAAAAUAAUUACAUGCUUCUAGAGCAUUAUACACCACAUUUAUAUUAUAACUAUUACUAAUAAUGUCUGCUAUACUUUACCUGACAUUAUUGUGUAUUAGUUCUCAUUAAUAUUGUGUCCAGCAAAGAAAACGAGCCCUUAAAUUUACACUUUCCUUCAUCAGUAGUGUGUGGGGAAGUAUUUUUUCUUUAAUAUUACUUUUGUUUAUUGCAUUAGCAUUGUCAACAGCGUAAUAUACUUGUUAAUGUUGUUGAAACAUUGCUUUUUCUUUUAAGUGGUGUUAUGUCAUUGCUGAACAAGUCUUGUAGAACUGAUUAUUAUUUUUUUCUACAUUGAGCACACACCUGUUGACAUUGUCACUGUGCCAUAAAAAUAUUUUUCAGGGGUGUAUCCUAUCAAUGUGGUUUCGGGUUUAGGUAGAAAUCAGUAAUGUGGUCACUGUUAUUCAAGUGUUCCAACAAAAAUAUAUGCAUUAUUAUGUGUUUAUGUACAGUCUUGAUGGCCUUUAAAGGCAAGUGAUUUAAGUGAAACCAUGUUUCCUAAUUGAAUUUGCUAAAAUAGUGUGUUGCUAUGGAGAGAAACAGUGCCUUGUGUAUAUGGUCGUUUAUGUUUCUAACUCAAAAGAGAAAGAAAGUGUAACCUUCUUGUUACUUUAAUUAAACAUUAAUCAAACCAGUAGCAUAAUUGGUGUGAAAGAACUCAUGGUUAGCUGAUAGGAUUUCAUUUUUAAGAAUAUGGCCAUUGCACUUUUCUGUUUCUAUACAUUUUUUAAAAUGAUUGCUUCUCCUUCAGCAGUAUAUAGUUUUUCAAUUUAUUCACUGUAACUUAACGUGGUGUACUAAUUCCUUUUUUUUAGAUUCAUAACACAUUAAGUUGUGCUGAACUUGGCUACGUAAUGGCACUGUACAUGGCCUCUACGAUGUCUGCACUUGUCUUCUCUUUUCUUUGUUGAUUUGGCUACUUUAUUUUGUUAGCUAAUGUGUAUAUAAAUGCAGUUUCAAGUAUUGUUAGUGGCACAUUCAUUUCUGACAUUUGGGUGCAUGCAGGUGUGCUGCAUUAGUAGCACCCAUGCACCCAACCUAAAGAUAUCUCUAGGUGAGCAAAAACAGCUAAACUUAAUGCUAUGCUAGGAGUUAUGACAAUUUCUGUCAAGUGUUUGCCAAUUACAUUAGCAGUCGAAAAGAAAAGUCGUGAGAAAUUUUAAAAAAAGACAAUGAGUCAUUGAGAAGCAGCAUAAUGUAAUAUUUUAGUUAUGGUUAAAAUUAAAAGCAAAGAACGGAAGUUUGAUUGGUCGUGUGAUGAUGUAAGAAGUAAUUAGUAGCCUCUUAGAGCAACUGAAUUAGUGCUAAGGUAGGGCUACGGGAAAAUAAUUGCGUUAAGAGGAUAGAGCUAUAAUAUCCUUUUAAUGGUGAAGCUAACAAGUUUCAAUGUAGAGUGGGUUUUGUUGACACUUGUCUGCUGUAAUUAGAAGCCGCUGGGAUGAGCAGAGUCUACUCAAGUCUAGUGCAGGGCAUAAGAGGACUUGUCAGAGGGCUUCAUGUUUCUGAAGUUUAUUAGCAAUCCCAAUAAAUUAGUCCUUCUCUGAAGGUGCCAAGUGCAUAUUUUCAUAGCUUGUUAUACCCAAGAAAACGGAGAAUUUAAUAGAGUACGUUGUUGGGCGAGUUGGUGCAUUGUCUGAAAAUAAAAGCAGAAUGCAAAAAGAUGGAACACAAAAGACAAGAAGAGCACGCAUUCCUUCUUGUGUGCCAUAUUUUGCACUCUGAUUUUAUUUUCAAAGCUGGGAAUGACCCGCGAAUUGUUCCACAUUGGGGGCCAGUGAGUUCAUAGUGGCAUCUGUCAGGGAAUUCUAUGCUUCGUUCAUUCUGAGCUAGUGUUCAUCCACGGUUCAUAAGUGUGGUUGAAGCAUAUACCAUCAAUGCAAAUAUGGCUUAAUAAUCAUACGAACUUGUUUUCCUAGUUAACUUUGUGUAGACCAAAUGCUCUUUUGUAAUCCAAAUGGCAAUUCUUCAUCCACUUGCUAACAAACAUGUUUUUCUGUGUACAUUCACAUUUCCCUCUGCUGAUUUAUUUUUCGUAAGUGUGAUAUCCAGAGUACCUUAUGGUUUUCUUACCCAGAGGUAGGAUUUCAUGCCAUACAAUUAAUCACCCAGUAUUUUGCCAUUGUAUUCACCUUAGUAGCAUUCUUAUUGUUUUUGGCCUUGGUUGAUGGGAGAAGGUAUUUUUAGAAAUGAUACAAGUUUUAUUGGGCAUAUGCACAAUCUGCUCCUUUGUUUUAUAUGGUGAAGAACUCUUCCACCAAAAAAGACACUUAUAAUGUCUAUUUGUCUAAUUAUGUUGGAAUAGCUCUUAAGUCUUUGAAUGGGCCAAGUGUUCGUGCUACAUGUUUCAUUUGUUAAGAUUCGAUAACUUAGCUUCAGACAUAAACACUUUUCUUGCUCAUCUUUCUUUUUUCUUCAAUUUUUGGCAGCUGCUGAAUUGUCAAUUAUUGUAAGGCCUAAUUCUUUAAAGUGCAACAAACCAUUAACAAUUAAAAAUAUAUGUUUUAAUGUGAUACUUUUGACCACAAGUAGUGUGUAGAGUAUGAAGAAGGCCUCCAUUAACCGGUGAUAGAAAUUUAUUAUUGGUUCUGUGGUAUGAUAAAGACUGCUGAUUUAUAUUUCAGUUAGCUGAGUGCAGUGAUUGCGUGCCACGCUGCGACUCUGCUAAAAGGUGAAUGUACACCUCCACAUUGGGAAUUGUUUCUUUUUUCUUUACUAUAAGCUUUCUGGUUGUAUGUUUUUUUUUUUUUGAAACACGUAACAUGUUUAUUGCUUUCUCACCCAUUUAGUGCCUAAGAGUGGUACCCUCGUGGUGUGGCCAAAUGACCUGCAAACACAACACAAUUUACUGACUUCACGUCAUUAGUUUGUGAUACCAUAUGACCACCUUUACCAGCUGCCAUGUUGCAAUAAGAAGCCUGCUCUGCUUUACAGGUUUAUUUUGGAUUAGUUACUUUAAAGAAUGAUACAACAUAAGCUAUCGAAGGCAAGCUCUGAAGGAAGCAGAAAAAGCUAUAAAAUUUGUGCCAACACUGCUUCAUUUGGGACUAUAUUGAUCAAUAUAUGCCAAAUGCCUGCAAGGUCUCACCAGAUGCACUGUGCUGCUCACCAUUAUUUAGCCUGGCCAAGCAAAGAGUAUAGAGCAUAUUUAAUCUUACCAUUAGGUAUUGUACCAUCAUGCAAAUUGGUACAUUGAAAAAAUUUUACCACCUGAGGUUUCAAAACCUCAAAAAAUUUGCAAGGUAGAUGAAACAUGCAUUUGUUUAAAAAUUUGCAAUUCAUACUGCUUUUAGUAUCUUCCCAGCUAUUCUGCAUUUACUUUGGAUGAAAAGCAAUCAGUGCCACCAGUCCUGUGUUUCGGAGUAGCAAGACAUGUCUAAGAGCACAAUAUUGUUGAUUGAUUGGUUGGACAUGUUCUCUUAUUUAGGGCCUGGUUAUGCUGCAAAUCGGCUAAUAUUAAAUAGUUGCUGCACAAAUGGUGCAGAAUUUUUGGCUUGUGGAUAUUGUUUGCUAGAACUGUGUUUUAUUAUAAACAUCACAGCAUUUGGUCUUGUGAACAUUUCAUGGUCCUGCAUGUUGAAUUAAGUGAUUUUUCAGUUGCCAACAUCAUGCACCCAAAAAUUUCAGUCCCAUGUUUGGCAAAAGCAACCGUAUUGCCAUGUUGCAAGUGAACCCGGGUGUGGAAACGGUGCUCGUGUGUUGAUGGUUCUGAACUAUUUAGUGUGCAAUCUUGUCUGCUGCAUUGUGAUAACAACAAUAGUCAGUGUUUAAACUGUAUAUGAUGUGUAUUUUUAAAUGUUGGACGUGAUGAAUACCAUCUUUUAAAUGCAUAUCUAGAUUCUUGUUGCUGUUACGCAUUACUUGACCCAAACUUCUUGUGUGUCGAGAAGAAAAGCAAUCUUCAUUUUCUUUUGUAGAAUGCAUGAACCUGAUCACUAGAUGUGGAUGUUUCAUGCAUGCGUGCAUACUAUGGCAUGUGUACAUGAAACAGUUUCUCAUUAGCAAUGGGCUCAUUUUGACUUUGCCAUAUUGCUUAAUAAUACAUUGUUAUGGUAUGUAUAAGACUGCUAAAACAUCAGCCUAAUGAUGUUUUUUAUUACUUUUGUAACUGCCAGUGCAGUGAAUUGCACAUUUAUUUCCUUAGGUAAUCAUGGCAAUUGUCUCAUUGACAUUAUACCUGUGGACAACUGGUCUUUCGGUAAUGUUUUUGUUGCAAUACUAAGAACGUCAAGGUUACUGCAAUAAAGGUUUGGGACUCGAGGUA
Rhipicephalus microplus (southern cattle tick) is the source of this 6461-nucleotide messenger RNA. RefSeq lists its product as uncharacterized. Gene Ontology annotation, molecular function: 1-phosphatidylinositol-3-kinase regulator activity. Gene Ontology annotation, cellular component: phosphatidylinositol 3-kinase complex. NCBI's taxonomy places the organism in Eukaryota, Metazoa, Arthropoda, Arachnida, Ixodida, Ixodidae. The record is from RefSeq and is a predicted model, not a curated record. Gene Ontology annotation, biological process: phosphatidylinositol phosphate biosynthetic process; protein ubiquitination; intracellular signal transduction.